This is a messenger RNA of Ostrinia furnacalis (Asian corn borer), 736 nucleotides long. RefSeq lists its product as uncharacterized. NCBI's taxonomy places the organism in Eukaryota, Metazoa, Arthropoda, Insecta, Lepidoptera, Crambidae. The transcript is spliced from 2 exons. The coding region runs from base 193 to 729 and encodes 178 amino acids. The record is from RefSeq and is a predicted model, not a curated record.
AGGAGGCCUAAGUUUGGUGUGUGGUGUGUAGCCUUCCUACUUUUCAGUGUUGAGGAGAGGUAGUUGAAGUAAAACUCAAUUGCUGGUUCAGAAGGGAAUAAUUUAUUGGCGAAACAAUGCCAUAUUUAUUUACAAAACUUAUGUACAACUAGACUACCUAAGCAACCAUACAUUUUGACCAAUCGCCGUUUGAUGUUAUAUUCUUGUCGUCUCGCUCCCACGAUGUCUCUCUGUCACCGGGUUCGCGCAGUGUUCCGAGUGCGGCGCGAGUCUUCUGUCUCGCUCUCACGCUACCUCCUUGUCGCGCGGCGCGCGCGCGGAGUGCGAGGGGAGGUGUCGACUGGAGUGCCCGCUGCCCCCAGCCUCGAUCUUUUCGACGGCGGGCAGCGGCGCAGGACGCACGCGUGUACCGGAGCGCGACGCGGCGCGUGCCCACGCGGCUCGCCGCUCCACGCGUGGGCGUUGGUGAUGCUGCUUGGUGACAGUGGUGCGAGCGGUGCUGGUGCUGCGAUGAGGGACGGUGCGACGUGCAGUGGUCACAACGAAACAGCUCUUCUCAGAGCUAUGCAACGGCUCUUGUCAGGGCCACAUUCCUGUUUCUAUUAUGAUGACCAAUGUGGUGUUUCUGUGCUGAAAGUUGCUUGUGGCUUCGGCUGCAAACAUUCAUUGUUUCGAUUCGAAGACGAUUUUUAUUGUGGUCGCUGGCGGCUACACAAGCAUCGUUUGUGAAUACGGG